Exophiala viscosa is the source of this 1209-nucleotide messenger RNA. RefSeq lists its product as uncharacterized. NCBI's taxonomy places the organism in Eukaryota, Fungi, Ascomycota, Eurotiomycetes, Chaetothyriales, Herpotrichiellaceae. The coding region runs from base 1 to 1209 and encodes 402 amino acids. The transcript has a single exon. The record is from RefSeq and is a predicted model, not a curated record.
AUGUCUGCCUCAACGACUCCCUCGAACGAUGUUCUCACGACCUCAAAACCUCCUGCCCUAGACGCCCAGUCUCUGCCUUCUGCACAAUCCCAAGACCUGAAGGUCGAGCCUGUCACACCGCUUGAAUAUCUGCAGACGGCGCAUCUCAAUGCCGAAGAGUGGAAAGGCCCGUUGGAUCUGCAGCAAUACCUUGAACGUGAAGAGAUUUUACAGCAGACCAAUCUGACCAAGGACGGCCGAAUCACAGGAUGGAUUCUCACUUCUGACGCAUUUCCUCUCAACCCAGACGGAACUAGACAAAUCUUCGCCUCUUGCGAGACCAUCCAAACCUGUGCGUACGUCGCCCAGCAGGGGAAGCUUGAUAACGUUCAGGCUCACGGCAUCGCCUCCGUAUUCACAAGGUCUGAGUACCGUGGCAAAGGGUAUGCAGGUCGCAUGAUGCGGGAGUUGGGCAAAAGAUUGGAAAGCUGGCAGAAACUCCAAGAUCUUCCGAAUGCGUUUUCAGUCCUUUAUUCGGAUAUAGGUCCCAACUUCUAUGCAAGACAUGGCUGGAAAGUCUUUCCUUCUACUCACAUUUACCUAGCGCCUUUGCAACAGAAUGACUAUGAAAGGGCACAGGGUCAGCUUCCUUCUAUUGAGGCGUUAACCAUGUCAGACUUGCAGCAUAUUCCAACCGUCAAAUAUGUCGAACAACGCUUGCAGGAGCAGUCCACAAUACAGCCAAACAAAACUUAUGUGGCAAUACGUCCUGAUCUGGAGCAUUUUGGCUGGCAUACCGCCCGAGAUGAAUUUCAGUGCCAACUUCUUGGAAAAGGCCAUCCCACAAUCAAAGGCGCUAUUCAUCGAGAGACUGGGCUAGCCUUGAUAUGGUGCCGUGUAUUUGCAACCAGAGAACAUGAUUGGCAGUUACAUAUUCUGCACACCGUGAUUCCACCAGAGACUCAGAACUCAGGGGAUGCUCAGGGGGCAAUAGCAGCUCUUCUUUUGCGCGCGCAGCUAGAAGCGUCUCAAUGGGACAUGGCUGCCGGUGUCGAAGUCUGGGACCCAACAGAGCUGACGCUCGCAGCCGCUCAGAAGCUGAAGUCUGCAGAGCAAGGCAAGGUGGAAGUCAUUACUCGAGACAAGGAGCACUUAUGCAGCCUUCGCUGGAAUAGCCAUGACAACGAGGAUGUCGUCUGGCUGGCCGAUGAGAAAUAUGCUUGGUGUUGA